Boeremia exigua is the source of this 1310-nucleotide messenger RNA. RefSeq lists its product as uncharacterized. The transcript has 2 exons. Lineage: Eukaryota; Fungi; Ascomycota; Dothideomycetes; Pleosporales; Didymellaceae. The record is from RefSeq and is a predicted model, not a curated record. The coding region runs from base 224 to 985 and encodes 253 amino acids.
AACUCAUCAUUGGAGCGCACGCACGCAGCGAACAAGCAGACCAACAUCAUGAACAGCGGGCUUGUACAACAUGCAUCUCCUGAAUGCUAUGCGCGUCACGAAACCCUGUCCGGUCUCCGCUUUGGUGCAUUUGUAAGCAGCCCUCUCCUACUAUACGGCCCGACGUCCACAACAACGGUGGACCGACGACCUACCCAGUCAACACGUGUAGACAACUGUAGUCAUGGUGCGAAGAAUGAUAUCCGAAGAUGACUGGCAUAAUGUGAAGGACGCAAAGAAGCGCAAGCAGAUUCAGGAUCGACUUGCACAGAGAGCACGGCGGAGACGUCUGCGCGAGGCAAGAGAUGGUGAUGUGGUCUCACAUCCAUCACUGGGCUCUACCAGUCAAAGAUCAGACAGCAACGGGCUACCCGCCUCCCACGACCAAAAUGCAAUGCAAUUAGCCAUGCAGGACGUGCAAGCGUGGGCAUCUCCCAACGCCGUAAAUUCCGACUGGCAGCUCGUCGAGCUCGAUAGCCUCGACAGUCUUCCAGAGCUAGCCUCAAGCUCCGCCGACACGCACCUCGCGGACCCAGAUCUCCUGCCAAACAACCUGCACGUCCUUCCAUCGCUGCUGUCCACGCAACUCACCUUACCCAUGACCGUCUGGACCGCGCUCUUCCUCAACGGCCAGAUCCUUUCCAUUCCCUGCAGCGCAAUCAUAGCCUCCAAGUCCUCACCAUCCACACCAUCAACCCCCAUCACCCUGCGCCCUACGGCCUCGCAGCUCACCACAGUCCACUUCCAGUGGAUCGACCGACUACCGUUCCCGAAACUGAGAGAUAGCCUGAUCAAGCUACAGAGCGUGGUGGACAUGGACGAGUUCCUGAACGACAUCUUCGUCGCGCCGAGCUUCAAGAUCCGAAAGGGAGGCGAGAGCUGGGACGCGCGGGCGUGGAGCAUGGAGGCCGGGUGGGCGCAAAAAUGGGGCUGGCUAUUUUUCUGAGGGCGAGCGCGGGCUUAUCGAGCGCAGCGACGAGCGCGAGGGGGGGCUCGGGAGGGACCAGGGACGCCAGGCGGCUUCCGUGCUCUCCCGCGCGCGCCGUGGGUGGGCACCCCGUUGACGCACAGCAUGCGGCUGGCCGUCACCGAACUCCCGUUCCACGACUCUUUGAGCCUGACAGCGGCCCACGCGCUCGACACGCUCCGCGUCUCACAUCGUUCUGCGCAGGUUUUUCGAAGCACGUGAAACUUCUGUGGCUGUUUACUCGAGUCUCUGCGUCAUGUAGAUUGAGGCUGCUCACCACUCAGACAGGUGCUCUGUUUGAUGC